UUGGAAACACUAUUCAAAUACUCCUCUCUCUCUCUCUCUCUCUCUCUCUCUCUCUUCACUCAUUUGCUGGCAUAGAAUUUGUCUGCGACCGCAUCCAUUUUUCAAACUUUCUCUCUGUAAAUUACAGUCGUUUCAACGGCUGGAGAAGGGAAAAAAAAGUCACUUGGUCUCGCCUCAGAAAAAUUUCCUGGAAAACAGCUUCAGCUUUCCUGUGCGAGAAAAUUUCGGCUUCGUCGAAAUUUUUUAACAGCUGGAGAAAUCCUUGGUGGGUUAUUUUCUUUGAGUGAAAAGAUUAAAAGGGUAUCUUUUUUUUUUUUGGAAGAAAAGCAUGAAGAUCACGGGCCUGUUUGAGCUUGUAAAGACUGGUGCUUUAUUAUAAGUGGCUUUCUGGCUUUUGACUUUUGAUGAUUUCUAGGUUUACGUGAUUAGGGUUUUGUGGAUAGACGAUUAAAGAAGUAUUAUUGAUAUUCUUGGAGCUUAGGUUAAGAAUCAUUCAAACAGUGAAUUUAUUGGCCAGCUGUUAGUUAAGUUUGAGAAGGGGGGAAUGACAUGUUAACUUGACAUUUGUUAUACUGGCUUAUUAUGGAGUGCGUGGGAAAUCACCAAUUUUAGGAGCUUGUGAAAGAUUCUUGAGGACGCAUCUCUCUCAAACUAGACUGGGGCUUCUUGAAGCGAAUAGGUUUGUGGCUGAGGUGGUGAUUGCCGUGGAAUUCUUUGAUUAUGGUUGAUUUGGCUAACUUCUGAUUCUAUAAUCUUACCGUAGGGGAGCCUAACGUCCUGUUAAGAGAUCUUAGGAAAGCAGUUGGCUUCUAGGAAAUAAUACAAACAAUAAAAUAUAAUGGUAGCGAAAGGACGUCAAAAUAAUACAGACUCAGCUAAGGUUGAGGUAGGUGAGAUAGACACCAGUGCACCAUUUCAAUCUGUUAAAGAUGCAGUAACUCUUUUUGGUGAGGGUGCUUUCUCAGGGGAAAAACCUUCCAUAAAGAAGGCAAAACCUCUUUCUGCAGAGAGUAUAUUGGCCAAGGAGGCACAACUUCACUUGGCCCAGAAAGAGCUGAACAAGUUAAAGGACCAGCUGAAAAAUGCCGAAACUACCAAGGCCCAAGCACUUGUUGAGCUUGAAAAAGCUAAAGGAACAGUUGAUGAUCUCAACAACAAACUCAAAGUCCUUAAAGAAUCCAAGGGUUCAGCAAUUAAGGAAACAGAAGCUGCUAAGAAUCAAGCAAAGCAGAUUGAGGAAUCAAACAGUGGCAAUUCUGUGGGAUCUGAAGGUGAUAGGGAACAAGACCUAGAAACUGCAAGGGAAAAGUAUAUGACUGUGGUUAAUGAACUGGAUGGUGCAAAGCAAGAAUUGAGGAAUAUUCGUCAGGACUGUGAUGCAACCUUGGAAGCAAAAGUCACUGCCUUUAAUCUAGCAGCUGAAGCUGAAAAUGCUGCCAAAGCAAACAUGGAGAGAGUUAGUGAACUCUCCAAGGAAAUCUCUGCUGUGCAGGAAUCAAUUGGGCAAGUGAAGCUUGCAACCAUGCAAGCACAGCAAGAGCAAGCAAAAGUAUUUACUGACAAGGAUGUUCUGAAGCAGUCAUAUAAAGUAACUUUGGAAGAGUCAGCCAAGAAACUGAAUUCUUUGAAGAAUCAAUUUGAUCCUGAACUCACCAAGAGUCUUGAAACACAAUUGACUGAAACAAUGAACGAGGUUGCAGCUCUGCAGAAGCAGAUGGAAAAUGCAAAGGCUUCAGAUUUAGAUUCUGUGAGAACUGUUACUUCGGAGUUGGAUGAUGCAAAGGGGUCUCUGCAGAAAGUAGCGGAAGAGGAAAGCUCAUUGCGAAGCUUGGUGGAGUCUCUUAAGCAAGAGCUUGAGAAUGUGAAGAAAGAGCAUACUGAACUGAAGGAGAAGGAAACUGAAACAGAAUCUCUUGCUGGGAACCUUCAUGUCAAACUCCGUAAAAGUAAGUCUGAGCUUGAAGCAUGCCUUGCUGAGGAAUCUAAAGUAAGAGGUGCUUCUGAAGAAAUGAUCUCAACGCUUAAACAGUUAUCCUUGGAAACAGAAAAUGCAAAACAAGAAGCUGAAGAUAUGAAGAAUAAAGCUAAGGAGUUGAGGGAUGAAGCUGAAGCUGCCAAGAUUGCUCUGGAAGAAGCAGAAAAGAAGCUGAAAGCUGCUUUGGAAGAAGCUGAAGAAGCCAAAGACGCAGAGGCAAUGGCCCUUGAUCAGAUUAAGACCUUGUCUGAGAGAGCUAAUGCUGCACGAGCAUCAACUUCUGAGUCUGGUGCUAAAAUAACUAUCUCUAGGGAAGAAUUUGAGUCACUGAGCCGUAAAGUUGAGGAGUCUGACACAUUGGCAGAAAUGAAAGUGGCAGCUGCCAUGGCCCAGGUGGAAGCUGUGAAGGCUAGUGAAAAUGAGGCCCUGAAGAAGUUGGAGGCAACUCAGAAGGAGAUUGAGGACAUGAAGGCUGCCACUGAAGAUGCUUUAAAGAGGGCACAGAUGGCUGAAGCAGCCAAGAGGGCAGUUGAGGGAGAGCUUCGGAGGUGGCGUGAACGGGAACAAAAGAAGGCAGCUGAAGCUGCAGCUCGGAUUCUUGCAGAAACAGAGAUGUCAUCACAGACAUCUCCACAUCACUAUCUUGUUCAAAAGCAGAAUUCAUCAGAAAAAUUUAUGGAGGUUCGGAAGUUGGAAAAGGAGAAGACAUCUCUGUCGAAAAAAGCACUCAUGCCUAAUAUCAGCUUCUUUAAUCGGAAAAAGAACCAAAUCGAAGGCGGGUCACCAUCUUAUCUGCCUGGUGAAAAUCCUAUAUGACAUUUGUGUUUGCCAGACCUUUGUGUGAUUAUGAAUGGUUCAGGAAAAACAUUUUUAAGCCCUUGGUUGUGUGUACAUGUAAGACUAGUGGAACCAAAUUUCUGUUGUUUAGUCUGUUUGAGAGAGAAAGACAAAUGCCAUAAGGUGAGAUUAGAAGCAAUUUCCUGAAAGAGUUGAUCUUUCACUGCUUAGCUCACUUGAAUCUGAUCUUUUUUUGUAAUAUUAUGGAAGUGUGACCUUGUAUAUGGAUAUUAGGUUUAUGAUUGAAAAAAAUUUGCCCCA
This is a messenger RNA of Mangifera indica (mango), 3073 nucleotides long. Its product is annotated as WEB family protein At5g55860-like. NCBI's taxonomy places the organism in Eukaryota, Viridiplantae, Streptophyta, Magnoliopsida, Sapindales, Anacardiaceae. The transcript is spliced from 4 exons. The record is from RefSeq and is a predicted model, not a curated record. The coding region runs from base 839 to 2791 and encodes 650 amino acids.